AUGUUCACUACGUCAUCCGAUAUAAUUCAGAGAGAAGCUGUUUUGAAUAAUACAUGUACGGCAAUCCUGAGUGGUACAGUGACUACUCUACUAUACCUUUCAAAUGCACCGCCAUUUCCUUAUACAUACUAUCAAUAUUCAUUUCUUGCCACAUCGGCUAAAACAACAAUGAUACUGGCUCUACGCCAAGAUCCUAGCUAUAUGUGUCUAGAUGACAUUUCAGUCACCAACAACGGCACAGAAAUGUGGCAAAAUGGUGGUUUUGAAUUGAAUUCCUUGACUCAAUACUAUACUUAUUGUAAUCCGAAUGCGGCUAGUUCUAGUGGUACCAUAUCAACAACAUGUCCUCAUUCAGGUAGCUACAGUUUCUACGAUGGCUCAGUAAGAUAUUCAGAUUAUCUUAGUCAAUCGUUCUCAACGGUGAUCGGUUCCAACUAUAACAUCAGUUUUUGGCUAGCCAAUCUGGGUGGUGGUCUGAACAGCUUCCUGGCUAUCAUAGGUGGAUAG
Molecule: messenger RNA, 507 nt
Organism: Rotaria socialis
Lineage: Eukaryota; Metazoa; Rotifera; Eurotatoria; Philodinida; Philodinidae
Source: the annotation of a GenBank genome assembly